Molecule: messenger RNA, 269 nt
Organism: Closterium sp. Naga37s-1
Lineage: Eukaryota; Viridiplantae; Streptophyta; Zygnematophyceae; Desmidiales; Closteriaceae
Source: the annotation of a GenBank genome assembly
AUGGCUGCAUUCACCGAGCGUCGCACUUCGACGGCUAGCGGUGUUUUUACCGGAUUCAACCGCGGAUUCAACACCAACGCUAGGCGGAGGAAGGAGGGGGAGAAGGGGGAGGAGGGGGAGGAGAGGGAGGAGGGGGAGGAGGGGGAGGAGGGGGAGGAAGGGGGGGAAGGGGAGAAAUCGAAGAGAAACGAAGAAACUCGUUCUGCUGGCGAAUAUCUUCUUGGACGCGAAAUGCGGGAGGUCGGGAAGGGGAAAUCGCCAGUUGAGAG